Molecule: messenger RNA, 690 nt
Organism: Plutella xylostella (diamondback moth)
Lineage: Eukaryota; Metazoa; Arthropoda; Insecta; Lepidoptera; Plutellidae
Source: RefSeq, a predicted model, not a curated record
UAAUCACAAUAUUACUCAAAUCAAUCAUCAAAUUCACGUAAUACACACAACCAGGUCAACAAUAAAUCGUUUGACCGAGUUAUAUAUAUUACAACUAAUACAUCGAUUUUUUCUAAAGCAAUCAAACUAUUCAUCAUAUUUUUCUAAUUAGAAGUUAUCACGCGGUUUAAAACAUUACACCUUUGCUCACGCGAUGUUAUUAGAGCAAGCAGACAUGAUAUUAAAUAACUAUACUUAUUUAAUGUUAUAGCAAUUCAUCUUCUGGUGGAAUCGUGAACGGCGAGUGAAGCGGUCCACUGAUUUCAAAGUUAUUUACUAUAGUUAUUCGCUACAAUGAAGAUCUUAUUAGUUUUCCUACUUGUGAGCGUAUGUGUUGCGAACCGUAUCGACGAAGAGGAGAAAGAUGAGAAGCACGACAAGAAACAAAUAAUACCCGGGUAUAAUAUUCCUGAAAUAAACCAAGAGUUCCGAGAGCAAGACCGCGACAUCUACCGGCCCUGCAACUUCUUCGAUCUGCUCUGCAUCAGGCGCUACCUGUCCCGCCACUCAACGUGCAAGAUCGCCAUCGGAUCCGUCCCUGACCCUCUGUACCGCGCGCAGUCCACUACUUACUACCCGACGUUCAAUGUGUCUGUGGUACAGAAUGAACUGUUCAUCGGGAAUGCGAACGGGUUUAUUAGGGAGUUUUAG